This is a messenger RNA of Sphaerodactylus townsendi, 1534 nucleotides long. Its product is annotated as E3 ubiquitin-protein ligase RNF220-like. Gene Ontology annotation, biological process: protein ubiquitination. The record is from RefSeq and is a predicted model, not a curated record. Gene Ontology annotation, molecular function: ubiquitin protein ligase activity. NCBI's taxonomy places the organism in Eukaryota, Metazoa, Chordata, Lepidosauria, Squamata, Sphaerodactylidae.
GGGAAUGGAGCUAGACACGGAGCUGCUCUUGCAAGAGGCUCGCGAGAGCAUCGAGGCGGCGCGCACCUACCGCCGGGAGCUGCAGCAGCGCCUCAAGGGGCUGCACCUGGCCCGCCAACAGUGAAAACAAACAGGCAGACCCAACUGAGUGCUCGUAUUGGGAAAAUGAAAUGGAGGAAACAAGAUGAAGGGCAGAGGGAUGGUUCAUGCAUGAUGGAGGAUGACUCUGUAGACACUGAGAAUGAGAACAAUAAUCGCUUCGAAGAGUACGAAUGGUGUGGACAGAAUUGGAUACGAGCCACCACCCUACUGGAAGGGGGAUUUCGAGGAUCUGGGUUUGUCAUGUGCAGUGACAAGGAGAAUCCAGGCAGUGAUGCUGACCUCGAUGUGGAUGGAGACAACACACUGGAAUAUGGGAAACCACAAUACACAGAAGCAGAUGGCAUUCCAUGUACUGGGGAACAACCAGGGGAAGCUAAAGAGAGAGAGGCGCUUCGUGGUGCUGUCUUAACUGGUGGCACACCUAGUACCAGAAUAACACCCGAAUACUCUAAGUGGGCAAGUGACAAAAUGCCAUCAACAAGUAAUGGGGAAAGCAGUAAACAGAAGCCCAUACAAAAGACCUGCAAGAACAGUGACAUAGAAAGGAUUACAGAAGAUUCAGCAGUGACGACAUUUGAACCGCUAAAUGCUUGCAUCCAUGACUUAGAAAGGCAACUCUCCCAUGGCGACCACUAUAAAUGUCUCAUUUGCAUGGACUCAUACACAAUGCCCCUGAAGUCGAUUCAGUGCUGGCACGCACACUGCGAGGAAUGCUGGCUACGGACUUUAGGUGCCAAGAAGCUGUACCCUCAAUGCAACACCAUCACCUCUCCAGGGGAUCUCAGGUGCAUCUAUUUAUGAAGGACAUGGCUCCUCGGACCAGAUUGCUACACCAUGGGGAUUGGGGGAAAGGAAUGGCAGCAGCGGCAGCAAGAGACAUUUACAAACAAACUAGAGACUCCAAAUGUGGACUAGAGGCUGAAGGUGCCCCACAAUACCUCUGCUUCCAAACCUGCCAUUGGCACUGCCAACUCCACAAGAAGUCCAAACCAUAAUCUUUAUUGUGAAUCUCCACCCUGCCCUUACAGACUGAUGUUCUGCACCUGUCCCAUUUCGCCAUGAACUGGGGUUCCAUCGUGGAUGACCUGCAAGCCUUUUCAGGGGAACGUCUUGGGAGUCAAGCCGCCCUAUGAGCCAAUCUGGGAAGGGACUGGAUCUUCCACAGCAGGAACCAUCCCAAGCUGUAAUUUGUGUUCUUAUCCCCCUCCUUUUCUGUGGUGGUCUAGUGGUUUUAAAAACAAAAUGCCUACACCCACACUUCCACAAAGGCAGAAUGAAGCACAUGUAAUAUAAACUCUAUAUGUUUACAGUGUUUACAUUACAACAUCCUAGGCCUCUGAGAGAGGCUCGGAUUGUAACUAAAGGCCAACCAUCAGCUAAAGAACUGGCAGCUGUGAGAGUAAAGAAAAUUAAAACAACAACAACAGUAGUA